Pisolithus orientalis is the source of this 1464-nucleotide messenger RNA. RefSeq lists its product as uncharacterized. NCBI's taxonomy places the organism in Eukaryota, Fungi, Basidiomycota, Agaricomycetes, Boletales, Pisolithaceae. The coding region runs from base 1 to 1464 and encodes 487 amino acids. The transcript has a single exon. The record is from RefSeq and is a predicted model, not a curated record. Gene Ontology annotation, molecular function: protein binding.
AUGGAUGAAUUUGCUGGGGCACGCGCAGCGCUGGUCACUUUGGAGAAACGAAAACAAGGACUCAUCGCGGAGCUCAAUGAUGUCCACGCUGCCAUUCGCUCGCAGAGGAACAAAGUCGAGGAACUCAUCAGACGGUUGCCCAUUUCUCCUAUCAAUCGCCUCCCUGAUGAGAUCCUUUUGCGAAUUUUCGAGUUAAUCCUUGGAGCCGCACGUACGGAGGACAAGAAUUGUUGCGUGCGGUGGAAAGGACAGCUGGCAGAGGUGUCUCGGCGGUGGAGAAAUGUGAUCUUGCAUUCGCCAUGUCUGUGGACUACUAUCACAGUGUCCUCGUCGCGGAGCACAGCGCUCAUCGAGACCUACAUCAUGCGGAGCUCUGAAUCACCGCUGGACAUCGAAAUCCAUCAUAAUGGAAUUCUUUUCGCUUUUGAGGACAAACCGCUCGUACAACGGCUCGAACUCGUUGUUACUUGCGCAGAACGCUGGCGCAGCCUCACUAUAUUCUUGGAUGCACACUCAACAUUCCGGGUCUUGCAAAGAUUGGGCCAUUUGUCCCUUCCUUCGUUGACGUCCGUUUGCAUCAGGAAUUUCCCCUGCUGCGAACCAGAAAAGUUGGAUCCCCCAUUCCUUCGGUCCCAAUGCGCUCCCCGUAUGGAAAAAAUAUUCAUUUCUGGAGACAUUGGAAUGCUGAAGGGCCGCGAGAUACCUUCUAGCGUGAAGACGCUGGCCGUAGAAUUAGACUUCUUUUCGCGUAGCGGAAUCAACUCUGCGCUACUUCUUGAAUCCAUGCCCUGUCAGAGAUUGACCUCUCUGUGUCUUGAUGGUCGCAUCAAUUUCGGGGAAUUGUCUCCCAAUAGUAUUCAACUCCCUCUGCUAGAAAAGUUUGUGUCCAAACUUGGUGGAGUUUCAGCCGCGCUGAUACGUGCCAUCGUGGCACCUAGACUCAAACACUUUGAAGGUCACGCAUUCAGCGCAAAUCAGUCUCUGCAUGACACUUUCGUGGUCGUUAGUGGCAAGUUUAGCAGCGUUGACCAUUUUACGUUGUACGAGUCUCAAAGACAUGAAACCGUAUCGAAGUCCUUGUGUUUGGCAUUUCCUGGUGUGCGUCAUUUGGUACUCCCGAAAGAGGACAUAAUCGCGGUCCUCCGCUCUGCAGAGGGACCGGGCACGGCUUUCCACUGGCAACACCUUGAAAGCCUAACUAGCAUCGGACAUCUGGAGAAGGAGUUUGAGGCCUUUAUCAAUGAUUUGGCCAACUGCCUUAGGCGGCGACAAGAAGCGGGUCUAUCAAAGUUCCGAUUAAACUUAUCAACACCCUUUUCAGUUGAGAAACUUUUGUUCGUGUAUGAGCAGCUCAACGAUGUAUGUAUUUUGGAAUGCGCGUAUAACACCCACGAUACCACUCUCCCCGGGAUGACCAGUGGUAAACUGUGGUUGGUGCGUACUUCAUCCACGUAUACUUAUUAA